CUGCGCGUUGCCAAGCCUAGUACAUGAAAUUGUCAAUGCUGCUCUUUUUUACCCUGUGUUUAAAUAUUUAAAUUUAUAAUAAUAAUAAAAUAUUUAAAAAAAAAAAUAUACAAAUAUAUAUAAAAGUUUUUUGUUUAAAUUUUAUACGCGAGUGUUUUGUAUACAUAAAAUAUAAAUAAGUAAAAUAUUGUUAAUAUAAAUUUAAAUUUAAAAUUGUUGACUGGCUGUGGUUAUAAGUGAAUAUAAAAGUGAACGUGAGCUUUUUAAAAAUAUAUAUUACAUUAGAUAGACAUACGAGUAAUUUAUUGAUUGGUAGAGUAUAUAACGGAAUAGAAAAAUAAUUAUUUAAAAUGGGAGGACGACACAGCAAGAGGUCUAUGGACGUGACAACGACACCGAAAAAAGAUGGAAUCCCCGCAGAGGGCGAUGCACCGGCUGUAGGUGAUGGUAAAUUGGAGAGGAUCGAGGAAGCUGAUGCUAACACCACUAAACCCACCACCAAUGGUGUUGCUCCACAUACGGACACUCCUGAGGACAAAGACAAUGUCAAUGAAAAGGAAUCUGCUACAGAAAAAGACAAAGAAAAGGAUGACGAUGAAAAUAAAGCAGCUGAUGAAUCUAAACCAGAAUCUCCAGCAGCCGAAUCACCAGCGGAAACUGAACAAGUAACGACACCUACUGAAGGCACACCAGCGAGUCCUAAAGAAGUGACAUCUCCAGACACUAAAGAGGCCAAGAAGAAGGACAAGACAAAGAAAAAAUGGUCGUUCAGAUCGAUAAGUUUCAGUAAGAAAGACAAGAGCAAACCAGUACGUGAAGAUACACCGAAAAAUGGUGAUGUUAGCAAAGAAGAACCACUUACUGAGGGCGGAGAGGAAGGCGAAAAUGCAACCGAAGCAGUGAGUCCAGCUGAGGACAAGUCGGCAAGCAGCCCAACAGACUCCUUGCCCGAAUCAAAGGACGAGGAGAAGGUUUCCCCCUCAGCUGUGACUGCAAGUCCAGCGGAUGAGAACAAAGAAGCACCCUCAUCUCCCGCCCCAACUCCCGUCCCCGAGGCCAAGAAAGAGGAAAACGAAGUGCCAGUGGAGAAAGUCGAGGUCAGUCCAGCGCAGGGCGCCCCAGUAGAGAGCAUACCAGAAGUUGAAGCUCCAGUUGAAAACAAUGUCGCUGAAAAAACGGAAACUGUUGAAGAAGAAAACAAAAGUCCAGUACCACCAGUAGUUUCUGAACCACCAGCAUCACUUGGACCUGCUAUCACUGAAGAUGUUACUUCAGUUACUAAAGCCGUCGAAGAGAUUGAUAUUAAUGAGAAAGCUGUUGCAGCGGCAGUAAAUGAAAACAUUGAAGCUGUCAACAAAAAUGAAAUAAUUGCCGAAAUGAAUCAUCAAAACAAUCUGAACGAAUAAACGUCAUCAUAAAAAUUGUGUAUUUUGGGGUCGAAGAAAAAAAAAACUAAAAACUUUUUUUUUCUCAUUAAAACCAAAAAAAAUAAUAAUUAUAUUAUAGAUAUGUAUAUUUGGACCAUUCCUGCAAUUUAAAACCUGAAACAACUCAUUUUUUUUUACGAGCAGCAAUUCAUUAACAUCAACAACAACAACAGAAACAACAACGUCAACAUAAUUAAUUAAUUUAAAAUAAAACAAAAAAAUAAAGAAAAAAAAAAAUUGUAAAUCGAGUUGCCACGAGCGUUCGUCACAAUAAAAAAAAUCAACUCAUUCGUGCGCCUAAUUAAUUAAUAUUAAUUUGUAUUUUAAUUCUGACUGACGGCAGGAUGGCGGCGAGUUUUUUUUUUUUUUUUUUUACAAUUUGAUAAUAAAUAAAAAAUAUAAAAUAAUUAAAUAAACGAAUGGUAGAUUUAACGCUCGAAAACAAUAGAUUAGUUAAUACGGCAACGCAUUAAUUAAUUAAUGAUUAAAUUAAUUAAUUAAUUAAUAAAUAAAAUAAUGAUAACAGUCCUGACAUUGGGCCGUGCCCAAUAAGGUUUUAAUAUUAAAAAUGAAUAAUUAAUAAUAUUAAUAAUAAUGAUAAUUAUUGAUUAAUAUCCUCUGCAAAUAAUGUAGAAAUUAAAACAAGUGUCAUUAAUUGUUAUUAAGAUAUAUUAUUAUAAAUACGCAUAACUAAUAUUUUAUUUUAUGUUUUUUUAAUUAACGAGCGAUUCGUUUAUUUUAUUUUAUUUUUUUUUAACUCGUUUAUUUUUAUUUUUAAAUUUAUAACAAAGGAAUUAAAUACUCAAGGUGCCGGUUUUAAAAUCUCCCCAUGCUAUUAAUUGUCUAGUGGUAAAAGUUAUUGAUAAUUAAUAAUUAAUUUAUGAUAAUUGAAACAUUUUUUGUUUCAAUUUUAUUAUUUAUAAUUAUUAUGGUGGUGAUUAAUGAGUGAAUGGGGGAGAUCAGAAUGGUAUUGAUGCGGUUAUGGCUUGGAAAUAUAAAAAAUGAGUUUUUUUUUUAUUUUAAUUGUAAUUUAAAAAAAAUUAAUAUGAUCAUCAAUCAUAAACAUCAAUAAUUUUAAUUCAUUUAAUUAAUAAAAACUUUAAUUAAUUUUUUUAAGUCUUGAUAAUUAAUUAAAAAUAAUAAUUAAUUAUUGAGACUUGGAAAAUUAAUUAAAUAAAAUAAUUAAGGCCUUAAAAAACAAUAUUAUGAUCCUUAAUAAUUAUUAACAUCAAUAAUUAUAAUUAAUUAAAUUAAUAAUUAAUUAUUAUCGAAUUAAUUAAAUAAAAAUAUUAAGGCCCUUAAUUAUGAUUAACAUCAAAAUUUUAAUUAAUUAAAUUAAUGAGGACUUGAAUUAAUUAUUUGAGUCUUACAAAUUAAUUAAAAUCGAUAAUUAAUUAUUAAAAAGUUAAUUGAAUAAAAUUAUUAAGGCCCUCAAUUAUAAUGAACAUCAAAAUUUUAAUUAAUUAAAUUAAUGAGGACUUGAAUUAAUUAUUGAACAAUUAAUAAAAUAAAAAUAUUGAGGCCCUUAAUUAUAAUUAACAUCAAUAACUUUAAUUAAUUAAAUUAAUGAGGACUUAAAUUAAUCAUUUGAGUCUUAACUAUCAAUUUAAAAAAAAAUUAAAAUUAAUAUUUAAAUGAAUUAAAAUAAAAAAAAAACUCAUUUAAUUGUACAAUUGAAUUAAUUAAAAUACGAUUUAUUUAAAUUGCACAUUUUUCACACGCGUCUUGCGCACAUUUUAAAAUCACACGAACAAACUAAUAGAACAAAAUAAUAACUAAUUAUAAUAUAAUAUUAAUUAUUAAAUUGUAAAACAAUACGAUAGUUAACUUUUAGCCGAGCACAUGUAAGUGAUAUGUAAUAAAAUAUUUAAAAAAAAAAAAAAAAAAUAACCAAUUGCAUAUGUAAAGAAAAACUCGCUGGUUAUCUAUCGCCUAUUGUUCUUUUAUAAUGUCGCCUAAUUAAAGUAAAUAAAUAAAUAUUAAUAUUAAUAAUAAUAAUAAUAAUUAAUAAAUAUUAUAUAUUAAAUAUUAAAUGAAACCCGCCACUACCAAUUCCAAUUAUAAACUUAAAACGGUACCUUUUUAAAUCUUUUUCAUACGAUAUUUAUACGUUUAUACCUUGAUAAUUAAAUAUAUGAUAAAAAAUUGAAAAAAAGAAAAAAAAUUGAUAAUUAAUUAAAUAUUUAAGGCCGUUCUCAAAGUGCCCUCACUUUUUAAAAAAAAUUUAAUUACUUUUAAUUUUAAUGAUCGUAUGAAAUUUUGGAAAUUAAUUUUUUAAAAUUAAAGCCGCUUAAAUUUUUAAAAAAAUUCGGAGUGGAUUCCGAGUCAUUACCGAUUUUUUUAAAAUUCAAAUUUACUCCGAUUCGGCGGGAAAAAAGUCCGCGUUCAUUUAAAAAUUUUUUACACCGGAGUUAAACGAAAUUUUGAAAAUAUCAGUAAAAUCUUUGUCAAAAUUUUAAUUCAAAAUUUAAAAUUUUGUGACUAAAAUUUUGUUUUACUCCUAAUUGAUAAUUAAUAUGAAAAAAUUAAUUUCUAAAAUUUUUAUCUGACAGUUCGAAGUAAAAAAAAAUUUUAAAAAGUGGGGACUGCUGUCUGAGGAUGGCCUUAAAAGCCUAAAGACUUUUGUUAAGGCAGUAGACUCUUAACAAUUUAUAAAAAUUAAAACCUUAAUAUCUAUAAGUGUUAGAGGUAUAAAUUAAUUUUAAAAAUUAUAAAUUAUAAUACUAAUUAUUUUGACUGGCAUUUAAAACAUUAAAUUAAAUAGUAAAAAAUAAAAUUAAAUAAUAAUUAAAAUUGUAUAGUAAUCGUAUGAAAAUUUUCCGUAAAUAACGAUAAUUAACAACGAAAUUAAUUGAAGGAAUGAAUAAAAUUUUUUUAAUUAAAACAAAAAAUCGUGAUCUCGCCGUCACAAGUAAAUUUAAAAAUAAUCGAGGGCAAAAUUAUUUUAAAACUCAAAACUGAAUUGAUUCCCGAUGCAAAAAAAAAGUAAUAAUUUAGAUUUCUUUUUUUUACUUUAAGAUUUAUUGUAAGGUCAUAUUAUAUUAUUAUUUACUUGUUUAAAUCGUAAGUCGAAUUUAAAAAUUUAUUAUUAUAAUUGUAAUGAUAAUGAUAAUUAUAAUUAUAAAUUGAUUUAUUAAUUAAUUAAUUAUUAUUAAUAAUAUUUUUGUAAGUAAUUUUGUGUCGGGGAUAUUUCUUAAUAAAUGAAUGAUUAACGCAGUCUUCAGUAUGAUUCGAUGAGCAGUUAAUAGUAAUUAUUAUACAUUUAUCGAUAAUCUAUAAUAAACUGUGAAACAAUUGUAUAA
Microplitis mediator is the source of this 4729-nucleotide messenger RNA. RefSeq names its product A-kinase anchor protein 200-like. Lineage: Eukaryota; Metazoa; Arthropoda; Insecta; Hymenoptera; Braconidae. The transcript has 8 exons. The record is from RefSeq and is a predicted model, not a curated record. The coding region runs from base 351 to 1406 and encodes 351 amino acids.